Molecule: messenger RNA, 3659 nt
Organism: Xenia sp. Carnegie-2017
Lineage: Eukaryota; Metazoa; Cnidaria; Anthozoa; Malacalcyonacea; Xeniidae
Product: malignant fibrous histiocytoma-amplified sequence 1 homolog
Exons: 11
Coding region: 359-3463 (1034 amino acids)
Biological process (GO): signal transduction
Molecular function (GO): protein binding
Source: RefSeq, a predicted model, not a curated record
GUUAUGUGCCGUGUGUGUCCGGUCUGGCAGGCAGCGGAUGUAAAAUAGUGGCGUAGGAAGUGCCCAAGAUUUUACGAAAAUUACAUCGUAAUUAUCUUUGUUUUGUACUUGUGUUUAUUUCUAAUGAUAUGAAUCAUUAAAUAAUAUGAUUAAAUGUUAUUUUGACGUGAAUGGAUCAGUUGAUGUACGGCGGCGAGUUUGAACUGAUUUGUAAUUAUUUGUAGUGUCUUAAGCAUUAUGUAAGCACCUGUUCUGUUAUCUGCUGCAUUUGGUUAUGAGUUAACUUGAAUACUGCCAAACUGUGAAAAGAAAUUAUUUUUCAGAAGCAAAUGGUUGUCAUCAGUAACGUGUCUCCAAUAUGGAUGACUUUGAAGAAGACUUUCAAUUAAUCGAUUAUAAGUUCCCACCAACAUCCCCUACCAUCAAUAAUAUCGAUGGUAAGGUGACAUGUGACUUGACCAGCUAUGAUCCUUCUCCAGAUUUUCCUGUGAGCAUUUAUUCUCAUCCUCAGCUGCAAGUUUUCAAGAUUUUUACCAACAACAUUACGAUCCCCCAUGAAUUGGGCGGAAUGAAAAACUUGGAACAUUUGGUAUUGUGUCGUUGUGAAAAUGAAAAUGAGGAAAAUCCUCCAUUUAUCAUUCCGAAAUCUUUUGUUAAUCUUAGCCAACUCAAGGUGUUGGAUUUGCGAAACAAUAAUUUGGGAGCUUUUCCGGCACAUUUAACCAGGCUGAUUAAUCUCGAGGAGCUGUGUAUCAGUAAUUGUCAACUUACUGGCCUUCCUGAGCUUUUUGCUUAUUUACAAAAUCUGGAAAUUCUUGAUAUAAGUAAUAAUGUAUUGAAACAUCUACCAUCGUGCAUUACAAGACUUUCAAAUCUACGUAAACUUUAUGUAAGCGACAUCGAUCUACAGGAUAUCCCAGAAGAUAUCAAGAACUUGAAAAAAUUAGAGCGAUUGCAGCUUACAAAGAACAAACUUUCCACUCUUCCCAAUGGACUUUUUGAGUUGACUAAUUUGAAGAAAUUAUAUCUGAACAGCAAUCUGUUGAUGGCUUUACAUGAAAAUUUAGGAAACCUUGUCAAUUUGAGGUACCUGGUUCUUAAUCAGAAUAAAUUAAAAACUCUACCAAAAUCUAUUGGCCAGUUAAAGGAGUUGCGAUAUCUUAAUCUUCAUGAGAAUCUCUUGUCUUCCCUACCUCGAAGCAUAAAACACCUUGGACAAAUGGAGACACUUUUUUGUGACAAUAAUCCUUUACAAGUUCCACCAGUUGGUGUAUGUAAUCAAGGAAUACAAAGUAUCCGUAGUUAUUAUCAUGCCAUGGAUAAAACUAAAGAUAUUCAUUCAAAACGACUAAAGGUCCUUAUAUUGGGACAGUCUAUGGCGGGAAAAACAUGUCUUGUAAAAAUGUUGAUGGAGGGUGAAUCGACACAGAUAAAUGAAGAUGACAGAACAUUUGGUGUCGUGUUUUACAAUUGGAAACCUGAACCACAUGUGGACGAGUUGGAGUUGAUGGUUAUUGAUUGCGCAGGACAGAAAGCUUAUCAAAUGACUCAUCAACUUUUUCUCUCCGAAGGAGCGUUAUUUAUCUUGGUGGUGAAUUUAUUUCGUUACGUUUUUGAAAAUUCUGCAAAUUAUCACGAAGAAGUUGCACAAUGGAUAUCUCUAGUUGCGUCACGUGUUCCUAAAGCUAAAAUCCUAUUGGUUCCUACACACGUUGACCUAUGUCGUAAUGAAGAAGAGAUCGAUCUGAAAUGUCGAAAUAUUGUGAAAAAUAUGAAGGAACAACGCGAGGAAAUGUUACGUGAAAUAAUAGAAAACGUUAAACGUAAACUGGAACAUUGUGUUUCUUCUGAUGAAAAGUCGAAAAUUAUGGAGCAACUUCAAGAGCAGAAAGAUAAACUGCCUGUUUUGUCUUUACAUUAUAAGGAAGAGCACGAGAACUUAGACGGCAAUUUAGCCAUGAAUGUCAUUGCCAUUAGCAACAAAUCGCUGGCAGGCACCUUAAGGUUACGACGUGAACUCGUGAGGAUCGCUAGGGAUAAAAAUCUGUCCCCAUAUGUUGACAUAACUCUUCCAGAAUCAUGGGUGAACGUCGAGAAAGAGAUCAAAGCCCUUCGAAAGUCCCUUAAAGUGCCGUGUUUAUCUGUUUCCGAGCUUCACGAGUCGUUAAUCAUUCGGAAAAUUGAAGUUACAGAGUGUGAAUUGCGAUCCUGUGUUUUGUAUCUUGACACCAUUGGUGAGCUACAGUAUUUUAAGGACAUCCAAGGUAUGCAAAAAAAUAUUGUUUUGAAUCCGUAUUGGCUUGGAUCGUUGCUCAAGAACAUAUUUCGGCACGAUUUUAGUCUUGAGUACAACGAAAGCAUUAGAACGAUUGGUAUUGUAAAGUUUAUGUUUGAUCAAGACAAAAAUGAAUUGCUUGAAAAUGCUGUUAUGUCUGAGAAAAUUUUAAGAUGUUUGUGGUUGGAAUUUUUUGACGAUGAAGAUAUCUUCAGUGAACUUGUGAAGUUGUUAACAUACUUUGGCUUUGCCUGCAAGAUACCCACACCUGCCUACCAUCUUUCGGAUGCUCCCAAAGAUGGACCAUCUGGAGCAUGUUAUUUACUUCCGUGGUUCUUCAAAACAGAACGCCGAGGAUCGUUUCAUAAAAUAUGGCCACCAAAGCCCAAAUCCUCGCAGAUUGAAGUGACGGCUGGCUUUGGUCUUUCGCGAUAUCUUCCAUUUGGUAUUUUUCAGCGCUUCAGUGUAUUAUGCCAUCGCCAUGGACCUGACGAUUACGAUCAUUGGCAGAACGGUUUUCACAUGAACUUUGACGACGUUCAUAUCCAAAGCAAUGUGAUGAGGGAUCAUAGAUGUGAGACGUUACAAGUUACGGCAAGAGCACCAAAAUUACAAGUUGAAAAACUAUGGAAGGUGUUGCUAACAUUGCUUGAGGAAUUGCAGAAACUGCUGAAAGAAUGGCCUGGUAUGCAAUUUGUCACUUUCACAACUUGCCCCCAAUGUGUUAAACUAGGUGUCACCUCUCCCUAUCGUUUUACUGGAGACUGGUUUCGAGUCAGUGAAAAUCGAAGAAAUUACGUAUGUUGUCCAGCAAAAAUAGAUGGUGUUCCUCAUAAAGUAAAUAUGGAUCAUUUAUUUCCUUCAAAAGUUGCUUUUCAGGAAUAUCUUCAUCCAGAAUCAACUGAAAUUCCUGAUGUUUGUUUGAGGCAAGAUUGGUUGGAUGAUAUUGCGAAAGAACUGGGCACGAGUUGGCCAGGUCUAGCUCGCAAGCUGCAACUUGGGAAGUUAGACGACACUAUUAGGGUCGAUUAUCCCGGCAAUACACGCGAACAGUCCGUGAAAAUGCUUACAAAAUGGAUGGAGAGAAUGGGGAAAGAAGCAAAGAUUGGAAUAAUCAUUAAAGCACUCAGGGAAUUAGAUUUGAACAAUGUUGCCGAUAUGAUAUUGACUAAAUCUCGUCAAGUCUGACAAAAUAAGAUGUUUUAAAAUUGAAUUUUUAAUCAACGUUUAUGCUCUUUUAUAAUCGCAAUUUACAAAUUUUAGAAAUUCAAUUUAUAAGCUUUCUACUUCUAAGGCAGAUAAUUUUCAAGAAAUGUGAAAUAUAGUAUAAUUAUUACAUUCCAAAUUUUAGAAAUAUAGUGAUAUGAAAUUAUUACGACACAAA